Nematolebias whitei (Rio pearlfish) is the source of this 1566-nucleotide messenger RNA. It is a transcript of the gene rap1gapb, whose product is annotated as RAP1 GTPase activating protein b. Lineage: Eukaryota; Metazoa; Chordata; Actinopteri; Cyprinodontiformes; Rivulidae. The annotation marks the transcript as partial. Gene Ontology annotation, biological process: regulation of small GTPase mediated signal transduction; activation of GTPase activity. Gene Ontology annotation, cellular component: cytoplasm. The transcript has 17 exons. Gene Ontology annotation, molecular function: GTPase activator activity. The record is from RefSeq and is a predicted model, not a curated record.
AGUCCAGGCAGUAGGCCAUUUCUUAAGAGGCGAUGCUUCAGUGAUACCUCGGACCUGUUUGCCAUGAUCGAGCGGAUGCAGGGGUGCAGAAUGGAAGAGCAAAGAUGCCCCCUCCCUCCACCCCUCAAAACAGAAGAGGACUACAUCCCCUAUCCAAGUGUUCAUGAGGUGUUGGGUCGCAGAAGUCCUUUCCCCCUCAUCCUGCUUCCCCAGUUUGGAGGAUACUGGAUCGAAGGAACCAAUCAUGAGCCUAAAGACCCUCCAGAGGCUGAACAAGCUUCCUGCCUGGCUUCAUACAUCAAACUGGAGACAAACAGCACGGCAAAGAUCUACAGGAAACAUUUUAUGGGCAAGGAACACUUUAAUUACUACACCAUUGAUGCUGCCCUAGGCCACUUGGUCUUCUCAAUGAAAUAUGAAGUCAUUGGUGACCAGGAACAUCUUCGUUUGAUGCUACGCACAAAGGAAAAGACCUAUCAUGAUGUAAUUCCCAUUUCCUGCCUCACAGAGUUUCCCAAUGUGGUCCAGAUGGCAAAGCUUGUUUGUGAGGAGGUGAAUGUGGACAGAUUUUAUCCAGUUCUUUACCCGAAGGCGUCAAGGCUCGUUGUCACCUUUGAUGAACAUGUAAUCAGUAACAACUUCAAGUUUGGAGUCAUUUAUCAAAAGUUUGGCCAGACGUCGGAGGAGGAGCUGUUUGAGAACAUGGAAGAAAGUCCUGCCUUUGUUGAGUUUCUGGAGUUUUUGGGCACAAAGAUUGAACUUCAUGAUUUUAAAGGUUUUCGAGGUGGACUCGACGUCACUCACGGUCAGACGGGGACAGAAUCUGUCUACACAAAUUUUCAUAAUAAGGAGAUUAUGUUUCACGUGUCCACCAAGCUGCCUUACACAGAAGGAGACUCACAGCAGUUGCAGAGGAAAAGGCACAUAGGCAACGAUAUUGUGGCCAUCGUGUUUCAAGAAGAAAACACCCCCUUCGUACCAGACAUGAUCCAGUCCAACUUCCUGCAUGCAUAUGUGGUGGUGCAGGUGGAGAAUGCAUGCACGGACAACGUUCUCUACAAGGUGUCUGUGACAGCAAGAGAUGAUGUACCUUUCUUUGGGCCUGCUCUUCCUGACCCAGCUAUCUUCAAAAAGGGCCUCGAGUUCCACGAGUUCCUCUUCACCAAGCUGAUAAAUGCAGAAUAUGCGUGCUACAAGGCUGAAAAAUUUGCCAAGCUGGAGGAGCGCACGCGUUCAGCCCUGCUGGAGACUCUGUAUGAGGAGCUGCACAUCAACAGUCAGUCCAUGAUGGGCUUGGGUGGAGACGAAGAUAAGCUGGAGAACGGGGGUGGAGGAGGAGGAGGUGGUGGCUUUUUUGAGUCCUUUAAGCGGGUCAUCCGCAGCAGAAGCCAGUCUAUGGACGCCAUGGGCCUCAGUAACAAGAAGUCACAUACAGUCUCUACUAGUCACAGUGGCAGCUUUACCCACAAUCCCGCAGAGAGCCCCAAAACCCCUGGGAUUUCAUUGCUUGUCCCAGGGAAAAGUCCCAGUAAAUAUGGACGCCGAGGCAGUGCCAUAGGGAUAGGA